GAAUUUUACAGAAGUUAAUGAAGACAACAAAAAUAAUCUAUUCCAAGAAGUAUUUUCUUCUGUUGAAACUUUGACAUUUACUUUUGGGGAUAUCUUUGCAAACUUCCUUAUGGGACACGUACACAGACUGCCUGUUUUUCGGGAAAAUAAGUCUUUUGAAAACAUUUCUGUGGACUCAGUCAAGCCAUCUAAUGAACCAGGAAAUUUUUCUCCUGUAGAAUUAGACAAUGUGCUAUUAAAAGACACUGACUGUAUUGAAUUGGCUUUCUCAUAUGCUAAAACAUGGUCAAAAUAUACAAAAAACAUAGUGUCAUGGAUUGAACAAAAGCUUAACUUGGGUGAGUUUUCUUUUGGAGCAUCUGAUUAACUUUGGAGUGUAAGAACUAAAUUGUUUAUGAUCAUUUUCUAUAGACUGUAAGUAUUAUGAUUACAGAUUAGUUGUUUCAUUGUAAUAAAUAAAAUCAUUAUUCAUU
Ictidomys tridecemlineatus (thirteen-lined ground squirrel) is the source of this 473-nucleotide messenger RNA. The record is from RefSeq and is a predicted model, not a curated record. NCBI's taxonomy places the organism in Eukaryota, Metazoa, Chordata, Mammalia, Rodentia, Sciuridae.